AAAAUAUCUUAGAAGAUGGACAAUCCAAAGAAUUAGGACAAACUAAUGUUAUUUGUCAUGAAAUCAAUACAAAUAACUACCAACCUAUCAAACAAAGAGCUUAUCAAUACCCUCCAGAUAAACAAGACUUUCUUCAAAAAGAAAUUCAAGCAAUGGAAGAAAAGAGAAUUAUCAGAGAAUCUUUUGGAUCAUG
This is a messenger RNA of Racocetra persica, 193 nucleotides long. The record is from the annotation of a GenBank genome assembly. Lineage: Eukaryota; Fungi; Glomeromycota; Glomeromycetes; Diversisporales; Gigasporaceae.